AGCCAGCGCUGGGCUGAACCGGCACACAGGUGCUGGGCAGCCCUAGGACACCGCAGUGCACCGGAUGAGAGGACCCUGAUCACCAGUUUGCCAUCACACCCUGGCUAUGCCCCGUGCUGGACACUUCCUGCCCCACAGCCCCCGGUGAGCGGGGAAGGAGCUUGAGCCCCCUCCAGGUCGGGUGACUCUGGUCUCCCUCAGCUGCCAUGGAUUGGAAAACGCUGCAGGCGCUGCUCAGUGGGGUCAACAAAUACUCCACAGCCUUCAGCCGCAUCUGGCUCUCCGUGGUCUUUGUCUUCCGUGUGCUGGUCUAUGUGGUGGCAGCUGAGCGGGUCUGGGGUGAUGAGCAGAAGGAUUUUGAUUGCAACACGCGGCAGCCGGGCUGCACCAACGUGUGCUAUGACCACUUCUUCCCCAUCUCCCACAUCCGCCUCUGGGCCCUGCAGCUCAUCUUUGUCACUUGUCCUUCCCUCCUGGUCAUCAUGCACGUGGCCUACCGGGAGGACCGCGAGAGGAAGAACCGGGAGAAGAAUGGAGAGAAUUGCCCCAAGCUCUACAGCAACACGGGCAAGAAGCACGGCGGGCUGUGGUGGACCUACCUGUUCAGCCUCUUCUUCAAGCUUAUCAUAGAGAUCCUGUUCCUCUACCUCCUCCACAAGAUGUGGGACAGCUUUGAUUUGCCACGGCUGGUCAAGUGCUCCAACGUGGAUCCCUGUCCCAACACCGUGGACUGCUACAUCGCUCGGCCAACCGAGAAAAGGGUCUUCACCUAUUUCAUGGUCGGAGCCUCCUCCAUCUGCAUCGUCCUCACCGUCUGUGAGAUCUUCUACCUCAUCUUCAAGAGAGUUGUCCAGAGGACAAGGAAGUGGAGGAAAUCCAAGCGCUCUGUCAGCUACAGCAAGGCCUCCACCUGCCACUGUCACGUCAAGUCAGAGGAGAAGGACAGCAAGUCCCAGCCUAGGUGUGUGGCAGCCCUGACUGCUGUCUGA
This is a messenger RNA of Sturnus vulgaris (Common starling), 989 nucleotides long. The record is from RefSeq and is a predicted model, not a curated record. Lineage: Eukaryota; Metazoa; Chordata; Aves; Passeriformes; Sturnidae.